GGGGAAGGAAAUGUGGCCUGUUCGAGCUGGUCGAGCCUCGCGAGCCUCCCACAGCUCGUGGCUAGCCAAGCCUCGCCUCCCGCUCGUCUCCAGCCGCUCGCUGUCGGCCGCGGUUGCCAAGCCUCGCCUCCCGUUCGAGGGCGUCCGCGUGCUCGAGAAGGCAAACCUGCUCUCCGGUCGACUAACGGGUCUCCUUUUCGCCGAUCAGGGCGCCGAGGUCCUUGUCAUCGACCCAAAGGAGGGUGGCAGCGUUGACUCGUACCUCAACCGCAACAAGAUCGCAGUUCGCGCCUCUGACGUCGAGCCGUCCUCAGCCGACAUCAUCCUCGUCGACGGAGCCGACGCCUCGCUCGCGCGCCUGCCUCACCAGGUUCUGAUGCGCACCGUCGCCGCGCUGCCGGGCGACGAGCGGUUCGGCCACCUGCCUGACGACGUCGACGAGGACUACCUGAGCGCGCUCACCGGCUUCUUCACGGACAUGGACAUGAUGGGCUGGCUCGACCGGCCAGUGACGUACACGCCGCUCCAGCUCUGCUCCAUCUACGCGGGCGUGAUUGGGGCGAACGCCUGCGCGGCGGCGCUGCUCGACCGCCUCCGGUGCGGGCAGGGGCGCGAGAUCCACGCCUCUCGUAUCGCGGGCGGGCUCUCCGCCAUCGGUGCCCUGUGCCUCAAGCAGCGAGGCCUGCCUCCCCAUCUCGACCCAGUGCCAGCUAUCUACAAGAGCACGGCGGACAUCCUCGCCAAGCGGAGAGGGAUCGAGCCAUCGGAGCUGGACGCGUACAAGCAGGCUGCCAUCUCGGACCCGGCGAAGCAGGCGUGGCUCUUCCAGCGGCUCUACCCCUUCAUGGCCCCUUACAAGUGCAGCGACGGCGAGUGGAUUCUUCCUAUGGCGACCUUCAACCGGCGCCUCGCGACGGGCUACUGUGCGUACCUUGGCUUUGCCGACGACGUGUCCGCCUUCGGCAUCGUCGACAGAGACCCGUACGACCCCGCCUCCGCCCCGUUCGACGACCGCAACCUCGCGCUGCCGAUCGGCUUCAACUUCCCGUCAUCCUGCAAGGUGGCGGAGCUGUUCGAAGCCAAGUUUCUCGAGAAGACGGCGCUGGAGUGGGAGGCGGAGCUCGAGGCCGCCGGUCUUCCGUGCGCUGUAAUCCAGACGUGGGAGGCGUGGAUGCGCGACCCCGACGCUCGCGCUGCGCGCAUCUUUGCGGAGGUGGGAGGGGAGGUGCAGCUGGGGCGCGCCGCGUGGGUCAAGUCGGCAGGCGAGUACCCAGACUUGCAGCCGAUGGUGGAUGGUGCGGCUGCCGUCGCGCGGGACCGAGCCGCGCCUCCGCCCGCCGCCACCGCCCCUCCGAGGCAGCGCCCUCUCGAGGGUUACGUGAUCUGCGACUUCGCGAACGUUAUCGCAGGGCCGGCGUGUGGGCGCAUGCUCGCCGAGCUCGGAGCGACCGUCUACAAGCUCGGGCCGAUGGUGAUGAUGGUGUGGCAGGCGGAGCUGCAUCAAGGGAAGCAUUCGAUCAUCCUCGACGCGAAAAAGGUAGAGGCGCGUGAGGUGAUCCAGCGGGCGAUCAAGGCGGCGGACGUGGUCUUGCUGAACAAGAUGGACAACCAGCUCGUCAGCUUGGGACUGAACCGCGAAGCCCUCGACGUCGCCAACCGAAAGGCGAUCUUGCUGCAGCUCAAAUCGCACCAAGGGGAGCGGUACACGCGCAAGAGCAACUGGAACGGGUACGACCCCGCGCUGCAGGGCAAGACCGGGCUGAUGACGCGCUUCGGGCCGCACGACCCCGCCGCCGUCGCUCGGGAGGGCGCGGGCGCGGGCGUGCCCAAUUUCCACGGCGUCGCCUCGUGUGUCGACUACCUCACCGGGUACAUGGCGGCGUGGGCCGGACUCGCCGCGCUCUACUCACGAGAGGUGCGGGGCGGGGAGCAGGGCGACUGGGCGGUGACCUCGCUCGCGGUGUGCGCGAGCCUCACCCAGCUGACGCUGCAGCGUGGCGAGCCGCCGCCGUCGGCGGUCGGGCAUGACGCGACGGGCAUGACGCCGCACAAGCGCGUCUUCCCCGUGGCGGGCGGGAGGUUCGUCUACGGACAGGCGCCCGAGGCGUGCGACGUGCGCGAGCUAGCGGCGACGCUCUCCUCACUGGAGAGCGACGCCGCCAUCGCGCACUUUGAGAACGCGCUGGGAGGCGCGCUCGCGGUGCCCGUCCUCACGGUGCAGGAGAUCGCUGCCCUCUGCUCUGACGGCGGGAGCAAGACAGCCAACUUCACGCGCAAGCGAGGCGAGUCCGGGUGGGAGGUGGAGACCUGGGAGCCCACCUGGUUCUGCUUCGACGGGGCGCCGCUCAGCUGCGCCCGGCCGCCCGCCUUCGCCGGCGCUGACGCGCCGCAGGUCCUCGCGGCGCUCGGUUACUCGCCAGGCGAGGUCCUCGGCCUGAAGCAGUCACGCGCGGUCGUGCCAACCUCCUGGUACGCGUGGGCCGACGAGCCGCCUCGCGAGCCGUUGUCCAGCCCCGUCCCUCCCUCCGUGACAGCAGCACACAACGUCCCGGCUAGGGACCUGGAGUUGCUAAAGGAGGGGCUGGAGUGAGGGUUGGACUAGAGGGAAUUAGAUGGAGCGUCGGGGCAUGUGCAUGAGUACAGUACGUCACACAAUUUGGCAUUUGUCUCAUUAGAGAUACUAUAGGCUUGCAAACGUACUGUCUUUU
Molecule: messenger RNA, 2708 nt
Organism: Emiliania huxleyi CCMP1516
Lineage: Eukaryota; Haptophyta; Isochrysidales; Noelaerhabdaceae
Gene: dddD2
Product: putative dddD enzyme
Exons: 15
Coding region: 11-2590 (859 amino acids)
Molecular function (GO): catalytic activity
Source: RefSeq, a predicted model, not a curated record